This is a messenger RNA of Cherax quadricarinatus, 338 nucleotides long. RefSeq names its product keratin-associated protein 19-9b-like. The record is from RefSeq and is a predicted model, not a curated record. Lineage: Eukaryota; Metazoa; Arthropoda; Malacostraca; Decapoda; Parastacidae.
CGAAGCUACACACAGCAGUCAUGCAGGUUCUGAUCAUUAUCCUGCUACUGGGUGUCGCAGCAGCAAAACCUAACCCUGUUGCAUAUCCUGACCCAAAAGCUGGUUUCGGUGGACUUGGUCUUGGCUACGGUCUUGGAGGGUACGGUCUGGGAGGUCAUGGCUAUGGCUUGGGAGGCCUUGGUUACGGUCUCGGGGGCAUCGGUCGCGGUGGUUAUGGCUUCGGCUACGGACCUCGUCUCAUAGGCGGCUUCUACGGAUAACAUCCAGUGUCCUAGAAAAAUCUAAAACACUUCAAAGCCUGUUAAAAGAAUUCUAAUACAUUUUAUAUGGUACAUUUU